AUGGCUUCUGGCAAAACCGUCCUCAUCACCGGCUGCACGCCCGGUGGUAUUGGCCAUGCUCUUGCUCUGAAAUUCCACGAGGCUAACUACCAUGUCAUCGCCACCGCCCGUCGCGCCGAGGUCCUUGAGGAGCUGACUGCGAUGGGCAUGAGCGCCGUCUCGCUCGACGUCACCUCGAGCGCGAGCAUCGAAAAGUGCAAGGCCCAAGUCACCGAGAUUACUGGCGGUACCCUCGACAUUCUCGUCAACAAUGCCGGCCUCCUUUACAUGCUCCCCGCGACCGACAUCAACAUGGACGGCGUGCGCGCCACGUUCGAGACCAACGUGUUCGGCGUCAUGGCCAUGUGCCAGGCCUUCAUCCCGCUGCUGAUCCCCGCACGGGGUCUCAUCCUCCAAGUCUCCUCCAUCUCCGCCGUCGCCGCCGACCUCUACGCCAGCGUCUACAGCGCCACCAAGGGCGCGCUCAACUCGUACUCGCGCAGCCUGCGGCUCGAGCUGCGCCCGUUCAACGUGCGCGUCAUGGUCGCCGUCACCGGCACCGUCAAGUCCCAGAUUGCGACCAAGAUCGCCCAGCAGCGGCUACCGGAGGGCUCGCUAUACGAGCCGGUCAACGACAUCUACGUCAAGCGCCACCAGUUCAGCCAGGAGACGAUCCCGAUGGACACGGACGUGUACGCGGCGCGCAUCGUGGCGCAGGCGAGCAAGGGCGAGGGCUGGCUGGGCGGCUGGCUGGGACGCUCGCCGGACUGGUACUGGACGGGGGGGAUCGCGCGAAGGACGUGGUUCGGGCAGUACCUCCCGACGAGUUGGACGGAGGGUAUGGUGGCGGCGCUGUCGGAGAAUGACGAGAUUACGAAGCGUAUUCAGGCGGCGCAGCAGAAGACGGGUUGA
Cordyceps fumosorosea ARSEF 2679 is the source of this 891-nucleotide messenger RNA. Its product is annotated as NAD(P)-binding domain protein. NCBI's taxonomy places the organism in Eukaryota, Fungi, Ascomycota, Sordariomycetes, Hypocreales, Cordycipitaceae. Bases 1 to 891 code for a protein of 296 amino acids. The record is from RefSeq and is a predicted model, not a curated record. Gene Ontology annotation, biological process: triglyceride catabolic process; phosphatidic acid biosynthetic process. Gene Ontology annotation, molecular function: acylglycerone-phosphate reductase (NADP+) activity; triacylglycerol lipase activity. Gene Ontology annotation, cellular component: endoplasmic reticulum; lipid droplet. The transcript is spliced from 4 exons.